Messenger RNA from Gracilinanus agilis (Agile Gracile Mouse Opossum), 1398 nucleotides. It is a transcript of the gene CRPPA, whose product is annotated as CDP-L-ribitol pyrophosphorylase A. Gene Ontology annotation, biological process: protein O-linked glycosylation via mannose; isoprenoid biosynthetic process. Gene Ontology annotation, molecular function: D-ribitol-5-phosphate cytidylyltransferase activity. The transcript has 11 exons. The record is from RefSeq and is a predicted model, not a curated record. Lineage: Eukaryota; Metazoa; Chordata; Mammalia; Didelphimorphia; Didelphidae. Gene Ontology annotation, cellular component: cytosol. Bases 19 to 1071 code for a protein of 350 amino acids.
GUUGUGACCAAGGAGAACAUGGACACCAUGAAGUCCAUCAUCCAGCGAUACCAGCAUCAAAGGGUCACCCUGGUGGAGGCUGGGGCCACUCGCCAUCAGUCCAUCUUCAAUGGGCUGAAGGUCUUGGCAGGAGACCACCCCCAUUCCCAGCUGCCCACCCCCCAGGUCGUGAUCAUCCACGAUGCUGUGAGACCCUUUGUUGAGGAAGAUGUUCUCGUGAGAGUGGUCACUGCUGCGAAAGAUCAUGGGGCAGCUGGAGCUAUCCGACCUCUCGUGUCGACAGUCAUUACUCCUUCUGCCGAUGGUUAUUUAGACCAGUCACUGGACCGGGCCAAGCACCGAGCGAGUGAGAUGCCCCAGGCUUUCCUGUUUGAUGUCAUCUACCGGGCGUAUUGUCAGUGCAGUGACUAUGACAUGGAGUUUGGGACAGAAUGCUUGCACUUGGCACUCAAGUACUGCCACACCAAGGCUAAGCUGGUGGAAGGCUCCCCUGAUCUUUGGAAGGUGACCUACAGACGAGAUCUGUAUGCUGCGGAAUCCAUAAUUAAGGACAGGAUUUCACAACAGAUUUGUGUCAUCACAGACACAAAAGAAGAUGCUGGAUGCAUAGGUUUUCUUCAAGAACUGCUGAAAAAGGAAAUAGAACACGUUAAAGGCACAUCUGUAACUCUGUGUCCAAAUGGCCGAGAUCUUCAGAAAGUCUUCCAGGGAGAUUGCUAUAAUUUUGUUUGCAUAAAUAUGAGGAGCUCUGAUUUUCAAGAAACCUCAAAGCUGCUGGAUGAGCUGGAAAACGCGGCCCCUUCCUCGUUAUAUCCUGUUGCUGUUGUUUCGGUGCAUUUCCUUGAUUUCCAAAAUGUAUCAUUUAGUGAAAGAAUGAAAGAACUGAAGGAAAUGAAGGAUUUGGCAAAGGAAGUAAAAAAGCAAAAUGUUUUCUUAUACGGUCUUCUCAUCUCUUUCACACAGGAUAAUCCACAACAGCUACAAGAAAACGUCAGGCAGGGUGCCAGCAUCAUCACGUCUCUCAUCAAGGACCGGAAUGCCGAGCUCACUGGGCAGCUGCUCGUCGCAUGAUGUUAGGGUCCGAGAGGACGGUGAAAGCCUUGAGUGAUGACAUCUGGCUUAACUUCUGAACUGGAGUCAUGAACCUUGAAGGGAGAGGAAUGAGAAGGAAACGUCCCUAGUGGCAUUCCAAUGUCGUUAGUGUGACUGUGGCAUCCCCUGCCAUCUCUGCUUCUCAUGUGACCCUAACAAUUGCUUUAAUUUUGUGUUUUCCAUUAAGUGAUUACCUGGAAGUUGAUUCUGACUAUUGAAAUUUAAUAAAGAUAAAAUAACUUCUUUAUAGGCAUUGCCCAAUUCUUGCCACCAAAAAAAUAAAUUAUAAAAAUCUCUCCUGAUUAA